Molecule: messenger RNA, 2826 nt
Organism: Symbiodinium sp. CCMP2456
Lineage: Eukaryota; Dinophyceae; Suessiales; Symbiodiniaceae
Source: the annotation of a GenBank genome assembly
AUGGGAAAGAAAGGCGGAAAGGCGAAGAAGGCCAAUGCGGCUCCGAAUCCGAAGUCGCCGAAGACCCCAACCUCCGCCAGAUCCCUGCGGCGAGCAGGAGCAACAAGGUCACUUUUCGAUUUCGGCGUCGUUGAUGAUGAGCCGGUUGUCGACAGACCACCUCUUCUGGUGGAUGACACGAUUGAGAUAACGGUCUACACGAAGCAGCUGAAGACACUGUGCAGCAUCAGGGCCUACAGAGGCUGGAAGCUGUCCGAUCUGAAGGAUGGAAUCUGGACGGAGACCAGCAUUGCCCCGAUUGAGCAGAAGAUUUACGUCAACAACGAAGAGAUGCCCAAGAAUGUGCUGUUCCAAGAUCUUUUUCCUGCUGCGGUUGCCGGGGCAGCUGUGACAUUGACAAGGCGAUCUCCCGAGCAGUCAGUCUGGCUGAAGAAGUGCAUGGAGUAUGGCCUUCAGCUACAAUAUGCUCCGAAGGACAUGCAAAAUGACCUGGAGGUUGUCUUGGCAGCAGUGAAGCGGAACCCAAAAGCAAUCCAGUACGCGUCCCCGGCCCUACGGAGCCAGACCCAGGUUCUACUCGCCGCCCUCACCCAGGACGUGGACACUGCAGACUUUCUGGAUCCCUCGGUUUGGUCCAAGCGCGAAUUCGUGCUCGAGGCCGUCAGAAUCGAUUGGCAGCUGCUGCGGAUGGCCUGCGAGGAGUUCCAGAAGGAUCCGGAAGUCGUCCUUGCAGCCAUCCGGGGCCCCAAAGGGCACUGGGACGCCAUUAGCGCUGGCUCUCCGGAAGUGUGGGAGCACAUCGAAGUCCCACGAGCAGCCGCGGAAACGGGUGGUUGGACUGUUCAUGACAUCGCGCCGCACGAGCUUCAGGCUGGUCUCAGAAAGGACAAGCAGUUCGCGCUGAGCUGCGUGCGCCUGGAUUGGCGAAACUUAGAGAAGAUCGAUGUUCACCUUCUCAACGAUCUGGACAUUGCGCUGGCAGCCGUGUCUCAGGACUGGCGAGCUUUGCAAUGGCUACACGAAGACUUGCGGAGCGAUGAGGAGGUGAUCCGCACGGUGGUGCAGCACAACUUUCUGUGCCUCACCCUGGCCUUGGAGGAGUUUCCGAUUGAGCAGCCGGUGGUGCUUCAGAUCGUCCGGCAGAACUGGGAGCUCUAUGCGCACAUCAAGGAGGAGCUGCGGAUCGAUCCACAGCUUUCCCUGGCCGCCAUCUCCCAGUGCUGGCGCGCCUUGGAUUUUGCCCCAGAGGCUCGAAAGGCUGACCCAGAAGUGGUCACCGUCGCCUGCAGGCAGAACAGCGAGGCGAUCCUACUGGCCUCGCCCAGCAUGUUUGCCCACAAGGGUGUGAUGUCCAUCGUCCUCCAGGAAGAUCCGAUGAAGCUGCAGCUGGCAGCCGACAACGUGAAGGACGACGAAAAGAUGGUCCUGGAUGCUGUUAACAGAGACUGGCGCUGUCUACAGUACGCCUCUGACCGUGUGCGUUCGAUUCCAGACGUAGUUUUCCCGGCGCUUAUGCACGACCUCUGCGUUAUGGAUUGGGCAUCGACGGCACUCAGAUCAGAUGCGGCGGCGAUGCUGAAAUUCAUUCGCCACCGGAAAGAUGUGUUUCCUUUCGUGACGGACUCACUCAUUGCAGAUCCGGAGUUUGUCCACGCAGUCGGAUCGGAUAAGAAGCUGGGGCGGAAGCUAGUGAUGGGCAUCCUCCAGCGCAACUGGCGGUCUUUGGAGCACGUGCCCGACUUCAUGAAGAGGGACCCUGAGAUAAUCCUCACGGCUGCCAAAGUCGACUGGCAUGCCAUUGAAAUGGUCGAAGACUUCUACGACUGCUGGUACCACCCAAAGAUCGCGCUGGCUGCCGUGGAGCAAGACUACAAGAACAUACUGAACCUCAACUCGUCCAUGUGGGAAGACUUGGCGAUCGUUGUAGCCGCGGUCCAGCAGAACUACAAUAUCCUGGAGGAAGCACCUGACUUCCUCGUUCGGAGGCUGUGGUCGGAGGAGGAAGUUGUUCGAGCCGCCGUCGCGCAGGAUCCGUCGGUGAUGAAGAAGGCAGCGAAGCCACUGUGGGCAGAGAAAGAACUCGUGCUCGAGGCAUGCCGCGGUGACUGGACGAUCAUGGAGAAAUGCCCCAAGGAGUUGGUCAGGGCGUAUUGGAAGGACAAGGAUUUUGCCAUUGCCGCGGUGGCCCAGUCAAUAGAUGCAAUGAAGAAGCUCCCCGACAGCUUCUGGGAGGACAAGGAAAUCAUGCGUGUUGCGGCAAAAACCGACUCCAAAGUUAUCUACAAGUGUUCGGCCUACAACCAGAAGUCUCUCCUGGAGGACAGGGAGAUUGUUCUCACCUGCGUUGCACAGAAUGGCUUGAUGCUGAAAGAUGCUGAUGAAAGCUUGCAGUACGACAUGGAGAUCGUCAAGACUGCCGUGAAGGAGAAUUGGACAGUGAUGGACAAGGUGAGCAAGUACUACCAGAAUGUCUACUGGAAUGACGAGGAGUGUGCAAGGGUGGCCCUCUUCCUUGGCUCCAAGUCCGCAGAGGCAGAUCUCUCCUCUCUGGAGAAGGUGGGCCCAAAGCUCCAGCAGAACAAGGCAUUCAUCUUUGACUGCGUGCGGGCACGAGGCAAGCUCCUGGAACUGGCGAGGGAGUUCUGGGACGACGCCGACAUCGUCCAGGCGGCUGUGGCACAAGACGGCAUGGCCUUACAGUUCGCAUCAGAGCGGCUGCGUGCCGACUAUGGCGUGGUCAAGGUGGCAGCAGCUCAGAACCCAGGGGCCUUGAACUUCGCAAAUGAGGAGCUUCUGGAACAAGGAAAGCUCAAAGACGCGAAGUGA